This is a messenger RNA of Rubroshorea leprosula, 1845 nucleotides long. The record is from the annotation of a GenBank genome assembly. Lineage: Eukaryota; Viridiplantae; Streptophyta; Magnoliopsida; Malvales; Dipterocarpaceae.
CACGUUAAUAUAUCUGAUUUUUCAUUUUCCACUUCUCGCGAUCCAUCCUUCAGUUUCCGACACUAUUGUUUCCGAUAAUUCAAACGGAAUUCAUCCAAAUCCUCCUCAAUGUACCCGUCAUUGAACAACCUCAAGAAGCGGCCACGUGUGGUCCUCCACCACCACCACCUCCUCUCCGCCACCGCCACCGCCACGCGUCUCACCUCCACCGUGGGUGAUUCUUUCCCCGACAAAACCCUUUAUGAAUCCUCCCAAAAGCUCCGCCGCAGUUCUUCCUCCUCUGCCAUAAACAUCUCCUCCGCCAACGGUACGGAAACCAAUUCUUCCUUCAACGACCCUUCCACUGCCGACGUCAUCCUCCACCUCUUCGUCGAUUCAUCACCGUUCGAUUCCUCCACCGAAUCUGACCGCAACGAUGACUCCGAUGUCCAGAUCUAUCUCCAUUCCCACGUUCUCACCCGCUCCAAGUACUUCGCCGCGCACUUAUCCGACCGAUGGCAACACCAGAGAAAUAACAACGGCAAUGUCUCCCCGGAUUUCGGGAGUAAUCACCUGAUUCAUCUCAAUCUUGCUGUUCCUGACCAUCCCAAUUCUAUUUCAAUCCAUUUAACCGUCAUCAAGCUGCUUUACAGCGGCGAUUACGCCACGGUCAUCGACUCAGCAUCCACCGCUCUUGAAAUCCUCCCCGUUGCUCUCGAGUUGUUGUUCGAGGAUUGCGUUAAAUCGUGCGUCAGAUUUUUGGAGGCGGUGCCGUGGACGGAUGAAGUGGAAAAGAGAGUGUUGGGUCUGGUACCAUUCUUGCGUGAGGAGGAAUCUAAGGAGCUUCUGGCUAGGGUUUCUCCGGCUAAGGAUGAUUCGUGCGAAGAGAUGUUGGACGGCUUAAUUUUCGCGGCGAUUCAUAAUCAUCCCAACAUGGCUUUUGUUAAAGCAUUUGUGGCGAAGCUGCUGAGGGAUUUCUCGUCGAGGGAAUCGGCGAGGUGUGUUCUGGAGAGGGCGUUCGAGACCAGCUUAAGGACCGUGAAGGAGAGCCUGGAAGAGUAUUCGAGCCCUGAUUUUACCAGAGGGGACCAUAACGAGACGGAGGCGAUACAGAGGUUGAAUUUGCACAAUGCGAUGACGAACGGGAAGCACUUGUUGUGGCUAGUGGAGAGGAUGAUUGAAUUGAGGGUGGCAGAUUCAGCUGUGAAGGAGUGGAGUGAGCAGGCUGCAUUUACUGCGGACUUGCAGAGGGCCUUCCAAGAUGAUGCCUGGAGAAAUAUUGUCCCAGGACUCCCUGCGGUGGUGCUUCGUUGCACUUGUAAGCUCGCUGAUGCUGUCUCUACCGGGACCAUAUUAACUGCUAGACAGGUAUAGACUUUCAAGCUGCCACAUUUUAUUCAUGAAGUUUAAUUAUUAUGACAGAAAUUGCAAAGUUCAGAACUUGUUUGAAGUGGAUAACUAUUUUAUUUUGAAAAUUGGGAACAAUUAGAGCGUGCUAUUUAUUUGUCAUUUUCAAUUUGGUUAUUCAUCUUCUGCUGUAUGCUUUCCUCCUUACCUUAGAAAUGCUAAUGUUUCCAUUUUGUUUGAAUUCCUCCUUACUUUAGAAAUGCAAAUGUUUCCAUUUUGUUUGAAUUAUGGGGACAAAAUGGGGGGAAGGAGGUUGAUUUUAGGAUGUUACAGGUUUACCUUUAAUCUAUGUACAAGUUUUGAGAAAUUUUAAUCUUCUUCUCCAGGCUCUUUUCUAGUUGCAAUAGAGGCCAAUCUGAGUGGGCUCUAAUCUGAAUUUGUUAUUCCCAGAUAGGUUCAGCAUACCUCUGAAUUAUUGGUUGAUUGCAACUGUGAACUUGUAGCAUUGAUGGGUAACAU